ACCGCGUAAAUUGGUUGUAAAUUGCGAAUAAUCCGAAAUACUACAAAUAGACUCAAAGAUUCUAAAAAAGAUUGAUAUUUCAUUCUUGAUUGUAAAAGUCAUUGCUACAACGAAAUCAAAUGACUGUUGUAUCCACAUUCACAUGCACUUCUCUGUCUUCCUCCUGUGUCGCGUGCACCUUGUCCUGUUCGUCUAUCCACUGCUUGCUAGAUACAACUGCAAGCCUCCCAUCACCGUCUGUGUUCUCAUGCAAUGCCCUGCUCGGUUUCGUAGUGCAAACCGGCAUCUGUAAUUCAACUGUGUUCUAUCUGACCCGCUCAUUCAUUCGUAAAAAUGUGUAUGCAACGAGCUCGCGGUGUUCACGCUCCGGCACCCCUGGGCUCCCACUCUUCUCGUUCCACUUGUCUCAUGACCGCUUGAACAGCCGCGUAGCUCUCCGAUGCAGUCUCAACAGGCCUAUCUUGAUCCACAUCAUAAACUCAAUCCACUUUGUCUUGAUCAAGCGGCUGGUGGACAGCUUUGGCUUGGGCGCGCGCUGCAUGGUGCGGGCCGAGCUGAGAUGGGCGGGUUUUGGCGGAGGUGCAGGAGCCUUUUCGGCGGCGGCUUCCCACUCGGGUCCGUGGAUCUUUGCCGACAUGUCUGUGAUCUUGGCAAAGAGCAGAUGAGAUCCGCCGCGUUGGGGAGGGGAGUGGAGGAGGAGAGAAGGAGGAAGAGGGAAAAGGGGAGGUUAAGAAGAAGCAGUUGACGCCGAACAGACGGAGACGCGAACAGCACACGAUCGAGGGCCGCGAGCACAAACGCAGAAACAGCGCAGCAUUUAAAGCCCGAACUAAGCAGAAACCCUAAACAAGGUUGAGACCCUGACAGACG
Messenger RNA from Myxozyma melibiosi, 870 nucleotides. RefSeq lists its product as uncharacterized. The transcript has a single exon. Bases 120 to 665 code for a protein of 181 amino acids. The record is from RefSeq and is a predicted model, not a curated record. NCBI's taxonomy places the organism in Eukaryota, Fungi, Ascomycota, Lipomycetes, Lipomycetales, Lipomycetaceae.